Columba livia (rock pigeon) is the source of this 3996-nucleotide messenger RNA. RefSeq names its product endosome-associated-trafficking regulator 1. NCBI's taxonomy places the organism in Eukaryota, Metazoa, Chordata, Aves, Columbiformes, Columbidae. The transcript has a single exon. Gene Ontology annotation, cellular component: centrosome; recycling endosome; early endosome. Gene Ontology annotation, biological process: positive regulation of protein localization to cilium; regulation of cytokinesis; positive regulation of cilium assembly. The record is from RefSeq and is a predicted model, not a curated record. Bases 752 to 1870 code for a protein of 372 amino acids.
GUUUGUCUCUUGGCUCGUGCUGCUCUGAGUCUGUGGUGCCCGGUAUUACGAACACUUCCCUGUGCCAGCUGGCAUCAGGAGAUGAAUCAGAUCGGCAGUACCAUGGCGUGGACCCCUCACUGGCCGGUUGCCUUGGGGCGAUGCCUCUGAACAAAGCGCUGGUGAUGUCUCCUACCUCUGCCCAGGCUGAGCCCUGGCAACAAAGUGCCAGCACCUUGGUCUUGCUGCUGGAGAUGACUCAGUAGCCCGCAGGGCAGGGUUGUCUCCUCUGGCCCACUCUGCCUGCAUGGGGCCUGCAGCUCCCUGUCCCUCCUGCAUGCUGGAGGUCUCAGGUGGCUUCAUCAGCUCCUCUUUGUCCACUGGAUCAUCCCUGAGUUGGGGCCAGCGCUGCUGUCACGAGGAUCCAGCUUAUCCUCCUGCUGCCAAAAAAACAGUUUUGCAGUUGAUUGGUUCCUCUCCCCCCAUGGUCAUAACCUGACAGCAGGCAGUGAAGUCACAUAAUGACAUCACAGACCUUGGUGACUCCUCCUCACAGCAAAGACACGGACAUGCCUGGUCUUCCUCUCCGUUCCCUCCUGAACAUCCUGGUGAUCUAAAUGGAGUGAUUUUGGUGACUCCUUUUCCCCUACGAGCAUCACUGAGGCUGCAGAAGUUGGCACGCUGCUUGUCAGUGCCACCUGCCUGCGUGACCUGGGCUCCAGGAGGAUAAUUUGGAUCCUCCUGCUUGCUGCAGCCCAAAGCAUCCUGAAAAAUGUCAUGGCUCCUUGACAGCUCUGGGAAAAUGGAGAGUGUCUGCCCAGAAUCUCAAGGCUUGGAAGAUGAUGAUAAUGAUGAUGAUAAUGACGAUGAAUUCAGCUACCCCUGCCACUCCACACACCCUCCACCCCAGUGCAAGAGCAACAACAGCUCAGGUGAAACUCAGGUGGAGGAUCUGGGGGAUCCCAACCCCUUUUCCAUAAAUCCCCGGCACUCUUACAUGGUGAAAGACGAAGAAGUGAAAAAUAGAAUAUAUGCCAAGAAGUUGGCUGAGCAUGCACAGGAGCUUGAGAAGGAAGCUCAGGAGUUUCAGGAACCACUUCACAAAGACAUGGAAAAUCCUAGCAGCUUGUCUAAAGAUGAGGACCACAGCUGGACCUACCACCUUCCUGUGCAUCAAAGGUCGCAUGUUCUCCGAACUGCCAGUGUGGCAUCAUGUGGCUCCUAUGACUCUUUCCAGUGUGGUGGGGGCAAGCACUCGGGGAUGGACGCCUUUGCCCCAUGGGGACAUGCCAGUGACCCUUACCUGGGGUACCCAGAGCGCACCAGGUCAGCAGAUCCACACAUGCUGCAUGAGGAGGCCAUCGGAGACAGGGAGUUCUCAUCCCUGCAGCUGACCCAUGAUAUGCUUAGCGAGGAGAACACCAUGCUCAGGAGGGUGGUCAGGAGCAUGCAGAACUCCUUGGAGACCCAGGCAUGCAUGAUGCAGAAGCUGGAGAAGCAGCUACAGGUCACCUUGGACAAAGGGAGGAGGGAAGCCCAAGAGCUACAGUCCUUUGUCGAGCAAAAGGAGUGGAGCCUCCACGUAAUGUCCCAGCGGGCUCUGGAGGCAGAACACAAUGUGGAGAAACUGAAGCAAGAGAUCUUUAUUCUCCAGGAAGAGCUGGAGAGCUGCAAGAUGGAGAAUGAAAACCUGAGAGCAGGCCAAAUGACUGACCUGGGGGCUGUGAAGGGCAACAUAGACUUCGCCUUGCAGAGCCUCCACAAGAUAAUAACAGGUGCAAACUGGUCCAUCAGACAGCUCACCUCUGGAGCAGAGUCCCUGCAUUUUGUUGCUGAGGUCCUUAAAUCUACUGGGAAAAUUUCCGAACUUGAAGCAGAAACAGAGCUAUGAGCUGAAUUUGGUGUGGGUCCUACGGAUGAGUGUAUGGACUGAAACCACUGGUCUUUCACUACAGCCUCUACUAAAACCAUUUGCUCUCAUGUGCUGCAAUAUGUGUGUUCAAAUGGUUAUGCUUUAUUCUCCAUGGAAAUACCUUUCUUGGGAUUAAGUACAAAUUGUAGAUAGUGAUGUAGUUUUAGCUGCUGGUGCUCUAUUCUGGCAGGGUGGAGCCAGCAACAAAUGUCUGCCAGGCUCUCAGCUGCAAGGUCCAGCCAUGGUGGGCUCUGCAUCUUGCCACCGUAAUUAUCAGAGGACUGGAAUACCUCUCCUAUGAGAACAGGCUGAGAGAGCUGGGGUUGUUCAGCCUGGAGAAGAGAAGACCCCAGGGAGACCUUAUUGUGGCCUUUCAGCAUUUAAAAGGGGCCUAUAAGAAAGAUGGGGUCAGACUUUUUAGCAGCGCCUGUUGUGAUAGUACAAAGGGUAAUGGUUCUAAACAAAAGAAGGGGAGAUUCAGGCUGGACAUGAGGAAGAAAUUUUUUCCAAUGAGGGUGGUGAAACAGGUUGUCCAGAGAGGUGGUAGAUGCCCCAUCCCUGGAGACAUUCAGGGCCAGGCUGGACGGGGCUCUGAGCAACCUGAUCUAGUUGAAGAUGUCCCUGCUCAUUGCAGGGGGGUUGGACUAGAUGAGCUUUGAAGGUCCCUUCCAACCCAAACUAUUCUAUGAUUCCCUUAGCUGUAACAGCCAGAAUCAGAGAUGAACACAGCCCUUGCAGUACCUGCAUUUCAUCUACUUCCUUUGCUCCUUCUCGAUGAGCUGGGUAAGGCAAGAGCAGAGAUCUGGGUGCUGCUAGACAUGGUUCCAGUGGGCAGAAUCUCCUUAGGUCUUUCUUCCUCUUCUUUUGGAGCUGGCCACCACCUGGGUCAGAAAUCUGAAGUCUCUAGCAAUUGUGAACCUGUUCCUGCAGCUGGGGUGGUAGUGGUGGUCCGAAACAUUUAGGAAGCUGUGAAGUAUCCACGUGUGAGCUGUGUCAGUGCCUUUCUCCAGUAUCAGUGUCUGUGCUGGAUAAGGAUGAGCUAGCUGGAGAGGAUGCUUUUCCUCUCCUGGCUGGAGCUGAUAUAGAAGGGUAUACCCAAAUUGCCCGCCUUUGUCACCUCCUAAAGACCUGUGGGACUCUGCAUUCCAAACUUACCACAUAAUCACUGAAGACACAUCUUACCUUUAUCCUAGUGGGACCAUCUGUGGGCAUGAAGUGACCUUUCUUCAUCAUCUGGUCAUCCCUCAACAUUUAUUUAGGUUAUUGACUGCAGUUUCUGCUGUAGGUUUACCCAGCUGCACAACAAAAUUUCCCAUAUGUGCCCAAACUGACCCUCCUCAGAGACUUGGACCUUGUAGGGCAGUGAGGGGGUGGGUGCUGGCAGAAGUCAGUGCCAAAGCACUUUUUCCUGAUGGGAAUUUUUGGGCAGCUGUUCCAUUUACAUCUAUAUGGUGAAUUGUGGACUACGAGGUUGCUCUUUUCUCCUGGUGCCAUAAUACCCCUGGCCUGAACAACCACAUUUGUGUUGCCACAGGGCUUAAACUGCCUCAGUAACCUUGGUCUCUGGAGGAGAGACUACUGGUUAAUCUUCAGCCCAGACAUGACAACAGCAGCGCUUGCACAUCAGAGAUGAUGUCUGGAUACCCUUACUUGCUGCCUUCUAGUCUCUGCUUCUAACAGGGGAAGGCUGGUGGUCACCCUGAGCCACUUGAAGCUCCAUUCUGCAACACUGACGAUGAGACAAGAAUGGUUCUCACCAGCUUUUCUCUCCCUGACAACAUCACCUGCUGUUGCUCUCUGCUGUCUGUGCAUGACCACUCACAAGCAGCUCUAAACCUUGGAUUUGACCCAGAAAUCCUUGAUUUUGCCCCAGAUAUGGCAACCACUGGUUGCUCAUAGGUGAGACUGGGAGGCAGCAAACUCGCUGGCUGUGUGUGUGUCCUGUGCUCCACACUGGCUGCUGUAAUCCAAAGGUUACAGUGCAGGAUUAGCAUGGGUGUACAAAGCCUUUCCUAAUCUGUGAGUCAUUACCCCUCACUGCAUUUCACUUCCCAGCAGCUCUGGGCAGGUGGGAUAGGGUGGCUCUUGAGUCUUCCAUUUCUCCG